Messenger RNA from Arxiozyma heterogenica, 189 nucleotides. It is a transcript of the gene COX14, whose product is annotated as Cox14p. The transcript has a single exon. Bases 1 to 189 code for a protein of 62 amino acids. The record is from RefSeq and is a predicted model, not a curated record. Lineage: Eukaryota; Fungi; Ascomycota; Saccharomycetes; Saccharomycetales; Saccharomycetaceae.
AUGGCUAGAUACGCAUGGUACACAAGAGUUACUGAUACAUUACAUAGACUGACUGUUUUAACUUUAGUUGGUGGUACAUUAUACAUGUCUGGUGGGUUAAUAUAUACACUUUAUAUGAAUGGUAAAAGAUAUGAAAAACAAGUUAUGGAACAAGAGCAACAAAAAAAAAUUGAAGAUUCUGCUAAAUAA